ACGACCUACUUGAUAACAAUAUCUCGGAACAGAUUAGUAUAUACAGACAACACGCGUAUAUAUAAGCUCCUCUCAAGCGAAAAUAGUGCGAAUAGCCUUUCUAAUUUUCGUAAUAUAGCCACAACUCCUGAAAUGUUCCUAAUUUUGACUGUAGCUUUGCUGGUGGCUCCCGCCUUGGCGUCAUGGAACAGGGGUGACUGCGGCGUCCAGCAGAUCCAGCCAGUCCUGGACCCCGAAGAUAGGGUAGUCGGCGGCGCGAAAGCAGUGCCUGGCAGCUGGCCUUGGCAUGCCCAGCUCCGUGUGUACCGGGACUACUGCAGCGGCGUCUUGAUAAGCGACCGACACGUACUCACGGCUGCCCACUGUGCCGAGCACCUGAGGCCACGCACCCUCCGUGUCCACCUAGGUGCUCACCUCCGAUCAGCUCCGGUCAAAGGCCAGGUCUUUUUACACGUCAAAGAAAUCUGCGUGCACCCUGGAUACGAUGGGAAAUCAGCAACGUACAUGGUGCCCGACAUCGCGAUCAUCGAAUUGGUCGAGAAAGUGAACAUGACUACGACCAUUCAGCCGGCCUGUCUGCCAAAGAGCGGAGAAGACUUGCCAGAGGGAUCCAAGUUGUAUGCCACGGGCUGGGGCGACGUCGAAGGCAUGGGAAGAGUAAGGUCCGAAGAACUUAAGCAGACCAUGAUCGAGUCAAUCCCAAUUGAUAGCUGCAUAAAGAGGUGGGGAAUGGCGUCUCACCCAGAUGUCUUUUGCGCAGCCCAUGACCACGGAUCUAUUUGUGACGGUGACAGUGGUGGUCCCGCAGUGCACAAGGCAGACGGCAAGUGGACCGUGCACGGGAUCGUCAGCACGGGUCCACGUCCGUGCAACUGGUCAAUCUCGCCGCAGGGCUUCGUCAAAGUGUCGGCUUACAUCAAAGAUUUCAUCGAACCUUACAUGGAUCCGAGUAACGGACCCGAAGAACGUCGGAAGCUGUGUCAAUAUUUUAGUUGACGACCCAUUUUCUUCGUACUAUUUGACUCUUCGUCAAAUAGUACUCCCCAGUGAAGAGUUCUGAAUAAAACAGAGUUGCGCCGGAAUAGGCGGGAAAAGAUAAA
Ixodes scapularis (black-legged tick) is the source of this 1100-nucleotide messenger RNA. Its product is annotated as chymotrypsin-like protease CTRL-1. The record is from RefSeq and is a predicted model, not a curated record. The coding region runs from base 133 to 996 and encodes 287 amino acids. Gene Ontology annotation, molecular function: serine-type endopeptidase activity. Gene Ontology annotation, biological process: proteolysis. NCBI's taxonomy places the organism in Eukaryota, Metazoa, Arthropoda, Arachnida, Ixodida, Ixodidae. The transcript is spliced from 6 exons.